AUGAAGGAAUCCCAAAGUCUUGGUCAACUCUUUUCGGGAGAUCACAUCUCGAAGUCUCUGUUAAAAGGUGCUGGCCUUCAAAAAUUCCAUCACCCUGCUUCUUUUGCUCGAAGAGAGAUCAUGUCCAUCUCAGGAAUCCAAGGACUGCCUCUGGAGGUCACUGUCGUCGGAUGCGUAAAUUUGAAGGACACGGAAUGGAUCUCCAGGCAAGACCCUUACGUUCGCGUCGAGUACGCCAGCUCCAAAUUCCGAACCAAAACAUGCACAGACGGUGGCAGGAAUCCAAUCUUCCAGGAGAAAUUUGUGCUCGCCCUCAUUGAAGGCCUGAGGGAAUUGAAUGUUAUGGUUUGGAAUAGCAACACUCUCUCUGCUGAUGACUUCAUUGGCAGUGGAAGGAUUCAAUUGUACAAGGUUCUGUCUCAAGGUUAUGAUGACACUGCAUGGCCAGUUCAGGACAAAUGUGGCAGGUACUCCGGCGAAGUGAGGCUCAUAUUGUACAGUUCUGCUACUCCUCAAUCGAAGCCGAAAGCCCAAUCAUUGGCUCCGCCGUGCGGAAUUCUGGAGCCAACCAUGCCCGGCAUCCUGCCUUACACCCAAACAACCGCAUCUCCUUAUCCGACCCCAUCACCAUAUGCUGCGGCGCUGGCAUAUCCUCCUGCAUCAACCGCAUACCCGCCAUGUGCAUACCCUCCCCCACCUACUUACUCGGCAUAUCCUCCUACUUCAAGCACGUAUCCACCACCUCCUGCCUACCCUCCUCCGCCUGCCGGUUAUCCCGCUUGCACUCCUGCAGGUUAUCCUCCACAGUAUCCGCCUCCAGCUUCGAGCUGUUACCCUCCAGGUCCAACAACAGCUGGAAUCUACCCGCCUCCGCCCUACUGACCAGCAAAUGGUCAACUCAGCUCAAAGAAAAGCUCGCAAUCACGCAACAACAAGCUGCGUUAAAUUCUUGGAAGAACAUCAACGAUUUGCGUUUUCCUCUCUUUUAUUCUACUUUCUUUCCCUUCUGUUUUGGCAAUUCAACUCAGCUUCUGUGACAUGAUCAUCAAAUCUGUUCCCGCGGGCCAAGCAUUACUAUGUUCUCUUUUGAAUCUUUUUGUCAAUCACAAAAUCCCAUGUUAGUUUGCUGCAGCAGAAUGAACUUCUAAAUGGUCGGAAACUAAGAAGCUUUGAGGUGACCGAGAAAAUCGGGAAAAUUCCGA
Messenger RNA from Rhodamnia argentea, 1202 nucleotides. RefSeq names its product protein SRC2 homolog. Lineage: Eukaryota; Viridiplantae; Streptophyta; Magnoliopsida; Myrtales; Myrtaceae. The record is from RefSeq and is a predicted model, not a curated record. The transcript has 7 exons. The coding region runs from base 1 to 882 and encodes 293 amino acids.